Molecule: messenger RNA, 2097 nt
Organism: Sitodiplosis mosellana (orange wheat blossom midge)
Lineage: Eukaryota; Metazoa; Arthropoda; Insecta; Diptera; Cecidomyiidae
Product: zinc finger protein 165-like
Exons: 4
Coding region: 265-1629 (454 amino acids)
Biological process (GO): regulation of transcription by RNA polymerase II
Molecular function (GO): DNA-binding transcription factor activity; RNA polymerase II cis-regulatory region sequence-specific DNA binding
Source: RefSeq, a predicted model, not a curated record
GCUCUCUGUUUGACAGCUCCUAAAUUGUCACACAUAUUUCACACCGCAUCGCAUUUGCUGCAUCGAUUCUAUUUUGCUGUAAUUAAAAUUGUGAAAUUCUUAGUUCUCAAGCUAAUAAUCUAAAUGAAUCUAAGUCCAAAGCGAUUAUUCACAGCAAUAAAACCGAAUAGUUAUUUACAAUUAGAUUGACAGUCGAAACUUUUCUAAAAAAUCUCGCAAAAACUCGAUUUUAGGACGAUUAAAUCACAUUUGCACAAGAAAACCAUGUCGUCCAACAAUUGGAUGACCGUAAUGGAUAAGAUGCUUCAUGGAAUUUCAAAGGAAGCCACAUCAUCGUUGCGAGACAUUAAAAAGUGCUUUGAUCAGGAGGGUCGCAUCUUCGAUGGAAAAUUCAAGAAGUACUUUUUCCAAGUUUCAAUGAACAAUUUGUCUGGGGUCUACUCUAACUUCGAAAUGGAGCUAAUGUUGAACACAUCUCAUACUGAAAAUAUUGUGACCGAUAAUGAAAUGAAUCCGAAAACCACUGAUACUUCUACGCUCCACAUGGAUCGAAUAGCUGGGAGUUCCAAUCGAUCGACAUCCGAAGAAAAUAGCAUUCAUGCGGUUGUGGUAAAGUCAGAAGGGAAUGAAGCAUCAGCCGAUAACAUGAUUCUGAUUCUCGACUCAUCGGACGAUGAGGAAAAUUCACGUGAACACCCACUGAUUAGCACAAGUCAGAAGGUGAUCGCCGGCGGAAAAGCUGCUUCAGCAAAUGACGUUAUCAUGGGAAGGGAAUAUGGUGCAAUGACACCAAUGAAUCAGAACCAAAAUGAUAACAAGAGCAAUGAUGAAACUGCGUCUAAUAAUAAGAAAGAUGAUCAGACUGAGGUGAAAAAAGAAGCCAGUGAACCAAACAAGAAGGAAACAAAUGAUGACGAUGACAUUCCUUUGGUUCUCGUUCAAAUUGGUCGACCAAUUCCAAUGAAACCGAGUGAUGAUCUGCUGGAUGUGCAUCCAAACGGUAAAAUACAGGCUGGUGGAGUAAGCCACAAUGAAAACGAUGCAGCGGCUAUCGAACGUGCCAGCGCAAGCGUGCAAGACACCAAUUCUCAUACGGUCGACGACACCCUCAAAAAUUCAAUAAUAGCCAAGAAGACAAUCCAAACGAAUGUCAAGGCCAAGGCUGUAGUUUCAGUGGAGAUGUCCUCAAAGGUAGCAAAGAGACACAAGUGCCGAUUCUGUGAAUAUUCGAGCAACAAAUGCUCACAAGUAAAAAGUCAUGAACGAAUUCACACUGGCGAGAAGCCACAUCGAUGCAGACGUUGCAACAAAGGCUUCGUACAAAUAACACACCUUAAGCACCACGCCAAAGUUCAUGCUAAAGAAUUUGCCUUCCAUUGCCUUGGUUGCUUUGAAGGAUUUUCACAGAAGAUCGAAUACGAUGCUCAUGUCAAAGUGUGCAAAACACCACGAUACGAAUGUAAUAUUUGCAAGAAGAAUUCGUUUGUGCACAAAGGUCAUUUGAAAGAGCAUAUGCGAAGGCACAGCGGAGAAAAACCGUUCCGUUGUGAAGUCUGUUUGAAGCGUUUUUCCAAAAGAAGUAAUUUGAAUGUACAUUUAAAUAACAUUCACAAUCGAAUUCGCCAUUAAUUUUCAAUGCAUUUUCCAAAUAUCUCGUUCAAUAAUUCAACUUCGAAUGUCAUUCGAACAACAUACAAAAUAUUAUCAAUGCUUGAAAUCGUAUUCAAUAUCGAUGGUCACAUUCAUCAAUCAUAAUUGUCAUUCUUUAAAAAAAAUUCAAUUAAAAACCGUAUCUAAAACCAUAUUCAUAUUUAAUAAGUGGACCAUUUAGAUAACACAGCUACGUAUUUAGAGCUCUACUCGAUUUGUUUAUACAACAAAAUAUGUCAUUCAUGGACCUACCCCUGUUGAUUAUGACAGUCUAAAAUUCAAAACAUCAUUAGAAACUAUCACGAAAAUGUAGGCAAUUAUUCUCAUUUCAUUUAAAGCAAAACGAUUUAAAUCAUUAGUAGUUCAAAAUUAAACUACCUUCGAUUUCAUCAAUAAAAAAAAUAUAUUUUUCAGACAUUUUAUUCGAAAUAAAAAAAUAGUAGAAAA